Zasmidium cellare ATCC 36951 is the source of this 936-nucleotide messenger RNA. RefSeq lists its product as uncharacterized. The record is from RefSeq and is a predicted model, not a curated record. Lineage: Eukaryota; Fungi; Ascomycota; Dothideomycetes; Mycosphaerellales; Mycosphaerellaceae. The transcript has a single exon. Bases 1 to 936 code for a protein of 311 amino acids.
AUGGAAAAGGCUGUUCAGGUCCCUCGAAUGCGCGACAUCUAUGCGAAUGCUGAAGAAGUAGUCGUAUGGCUGGGACAGGGAGACCAGCAGAUUCGAGACCUUCUUGACCGACUAGCACACACCCCAGACACGGCGACAGCUCGAAAGGCCGCUGAGAUAGAUGGACUAGGCGACCAGUUGGAGGACCUGUGCGUUUGCUCUGCUUCAGGUCCGAAAACUUCAGAGGAGCUCGUUAAAAGCAUGCAAGCUCUGCUGUGCUUUCUAUGGUUUAGUCGAGUGUGGUGUAAACAGGAAAUCUGGGCAGCUCGCAAAGCAUCGCUACAUUAUGAAGACAUUUCAUGCCAAUGGCAAAACUUCGACGUCAGUUUCUUCGAACGGAUGGUUGCGAGUACUACUGGAGACGUUCAAAGUGUUCCGGGCAUAAUAGCGGCUAGGCAGGGCCUUGCACGAAUUCGAAAUCAACUUGUGAGAGCCGACAGUGCAACACUUGCAAGCGUGAGAGACAAAGACAAGUGCAACCACUACCUCAGCGAAGAUUGCAAGCUGGAUAUAGUCAACGUCAUACGUCGAUGCUAUAGCAGUCAAUGCAAAGACGAGAGAGAUCAUGUAUACGGCCUCAUGGGGAUGUCUUCGAUAAACACAUAUAUCCACGAAGAGGACGAUAAGAGGAACGAAAUGCUAUCUGUGGACUAUUCACAAGAUCAGAGCACGGCCAAGACUUAUGAGGACUUGGCCCGCUAUGUCAUCGGCCGCGAUGAUAGGCUCUCCAUCGUGUUCUUAAAGGGAAUUUUUGAUCACGAGCAGCCAAGAGGUAAAUGCACUGAACAGCCGUUGCCGACCUGGGUGCCAGACUGGGGACGUGACUACGGGUCGUUGAAAUGGUUGACAUCAAGGGUUGCAAAACCUUUGAGCGAAGAACAACUGCCGCUGGUGUAA